Messenger RNA from Fraxinus pennsylvanica, 729 nucleotides. Lineage: Eukaryota; Viridiplantae; Streptophyta; Magnoliopsida; Lamiales; Oleaceae. The record is from the annotation of a GenBank genome assembly.
AUGAAGGUCUUUGGAGUUUGUCGGAAGCUCGUGUUAUUUGCCUCUGCUGGUGCUGAAGUGAACAACACUCGUAAGGCAAGAAUGAAGACAUCUACAAUGAGCCGAAAAUAUGAAACUACGGAUUACUGUGGUUAUGAAUUUGAUUACCAAACACAUGUUAUCCAGUUCUUGGAAGAACCAAGAAAGAAUGGAUUCAAUGGGAAUUUUAUUUCUGCACCUCUUGAAGAAGUUGGAAAGAAAAAAUUAGACGAGGAGAAAAGGAACAAGAAAUCCUGGAAAAGUUCCUUAUUUUCCUGGUUGAGAACUGACAAUAGAAAUGGCACCACCAUUUCUAAACUGGGACGAUGCCGAACUGGAGGUGGCAUUACUGGUGGACUCUGUGCCCCUAGGCUGACAUUGGGACAUCUCAUCGGUCUUUUCAACUUAACAAAGCGAGUCAAGGAUGAGGUGCUCUACAUGUCUCUUGGCCAGCUUAAUAAUCCCCAAGAUGUUCAGUCUUAUGGACCUGUUUACUUGGUUAUGAAAAGAAAGCACAACUCAUUACUGUCGGAUAAAAAUGUAGUUCCCAAGUUUGUAGCAAGUAAAGGAACCUCUGCUUGCCUAUCUUAUACAGGGUACCAUAUUUUGGAUAGCCAAGCUAUCCCGGCUAUUCCAAAUGUAGGAUCUCAUCCACGUUUUAUUAGAGGAUUGGGGUCUACAUCAAUUAUAAGAACAGAUGACGUUCAAUAG